CAUUUCCUUUCCCACUUCAUUUCCCGUCCUCGUGGAGCUUCUCAUCGGGAGGGGAUCUCGCGAAUGUUCGUCGCGUCGGAGCACCUCAAACCCUAGAUUUCGCCUCCGAUCUCCCGAAGCGAUCGCUAAUGGAGAUCUCCCGACCCGUCACCCCCGGCCAGGUCUCAGCUUUACUGGGAUUUAUCCCGGUUUUUGUGGCAUGGAUAUAUUCAGAGAUUUUGGAGCACAGGAAAACUGCAGCUACUCUGAAAGCUGGCAGAAAUUCGGACGUCAACUUAGCUGUCAUGGGCAAUGAGCAACAGACUGGAGAAGAUAAGGCUUUGUUAUUAGAGGAUGGUCUCCGAUCAGCACCGCCAAAAUCUCAUCCUGUUUCUACCACAUCUCAACUUUUUAGGUUUUGCAUGAUGGAUGAGGCAUUUUUGUUAGAGAACCGUUUGACUUUGAGGGCAAUAUCAGAAUUUGGAGCUUGUUUGCUAUAUUGUUACAUAUGCGAUCGUACAAGUCUACUUGGGGAGUCUACAAAGAAUUACAGUCGGGACCUGUUUCUUUUCCUCUACUUUCUUCUUAUCAUUGCUGCAGCAAUGACUUCUUUUAAGGUUCACGAAGACAAGUCAACAUUCUCAGGAAAGACCAUCAUGUACCUGAAUAGGCAUCAGACUGAAGAAUGGAAGGGUUGGAUGCAGGUGCUGUUUCUAAUGUACCACUACUUCAAUGCAAAAGAGAUAUACAAUGCUAUUCGUGUUUUUAUAGCUGCCUAUGUGUGGAUGACUGGUUUUGGUAAUUUCUCUUAUUACUAUGUUCGAAAGGAUUUUAGUAUUGCACGAUUUGCUCAGAUGAUGUGGCGCCUGAAUUUCUUCGUAGCUUUUUGCUGCAUUACCCUUAAUAAUGACUACAUGCUGUAUUACAUCUGCCCCAUGCACACUCUUUUCACCCUUAUGGUGUAUGGUGCACUGGGGAUUCUAAACAAAUACAAUGAAAUCGGGUCAGUAAUUGCAGCAAAAAUAGCUGCAUGCUUUUUGAUUGUUUUUCUCAUAUGGGAGGUCCCUAACGUCUUUGAUAUAGUCUGGAGCCCAUUAACAUUUCUUCUAGGUUAUACUGACCCUUCUAAACCAAACUACCCACUGUUGCGUGAGUGGCACUUCCGUUCAGGCCUAGAUCGCUACAUUUGGAUUGUGGGAAUGAUAUAUGCCUAUUAUCAUCCCACUAUUGAAAGGUGGAUGGAAAGACUUGAAGAGACGGAAACACGAAAGAGAAUAUCGAUCAAAACACUUGCCGUGGUGGUUUCUUUAGUGGCUGGAUAUCUGUGGUACGAGUACAUUUACAAGCUAGAUAAGAUUACCUACAAUAUGUACCAUCCUUAUACGUCAUGGAUCCCAAUAACUGUUUACAUCUGCUUGCGGAACUUCACACAACAGUUUCGGAGCUGCUCUAUUACCCUAUUUGCUUGGUUAGGGAAGAUCACAUUGGAGACAUACAUAGCUCAGAUUCACAUCUGGCUAAGAUCGAGAGUGCCUAACGGGCAGCCCAAGUGGUUGCUUUCAAUUAUCCCUAACUACCCAUUGCUAAACUUCAUGCUAACUACCGCCAUAUAUAUUACGGUUUCGCACCGGAUCUUUCAGUUAACUAACACAUUAAAGAUGGCAGUUCUACCUUCUCGAGACAACAAACGCCUUACGCAAAACAUCGUAGCAGGCAUUGUCGUUUCAGUGGCUUUAUAUUCCUUCUCGCUCGCAUUCCUCAAUGUUCCAAAACUGCUGGUUUAAGUCAUGAUUCACUCGAUCGGGGUCCAACGUGGGACAUUUUAUUCGCAUGAAAGGGAGCGGUAUGUCGCAGACUCGUGCAAUCAGAAUGUCAGAUUGAGUUGGUAAAGUGAUGAGUAAAAGCAUGGAGAAUUUCCAGAGUGUAGAUAAAUUGGAAUAUAGUAUCCUAAGUCAUUACAUUGUUUUGUGGAAAUAUGUAAAGAUUUGGGGUGUAAUUAAUUAGUCAUAUGGCAUCUCAA
Ananas comosus (pineapple) is the source of this 1999-nucleotide messenger RNA. Its product is annotated as protein REDUCED WALL ACETYLATION 1-like. Gene Ontology annotation, molecular function: acetyltransferase activity. Gene Ontology annotation, cellular component: Golgi apparatus. Bases 129 to 1763 code for a protein of 544 amino acids. The transcript has 15 exons. NCBI's taxonomy places the organism in Eukaryota, Viridiplantae, Streptophyta, Magnoliopsida, Poales, Bromeliaceae. Gene Ontology annotation, biological process: xyloglucan metabolic process; plant-type secondary cell wall biogenesis; xylan biosynthetic process. The record is from RefSeq and is a predicted model, not a curated record.